Molecule: messenger RNA, 780 nt
Organism: Penicillium canariense
Lineage: Eukaryota; Fungi; Ascomycota; Eurotiomycetes; Eurotiales; Aspergillaceae
Exons: 1
Coding region: 1-780 (259 amino acids)
Source: RefSeq, a predicted model, not a curated record
AUGCGGGCUUCGUGGUGGAUUGGAGUUUGGGCUACAUUCCUGCCCUCCACAGUGCUAUCGAUAGAGACGGCGCCCUUUUCUGCGCCGCAGGCCGUCGAGUCCCGCAAGCGAGCCUUUGAAGUCCUCCAGAUCCUCAAACGAGCCAACAACUGUCCCUCCGGAUACAACCCAUGCACUAGCUUGGGCAACUCGGACGCCUGCUGCAUUCAAGGGACAAACUGCUCGCGCGAUGCCGCCAACAACAUCGCCUGCUGCCCGACCGGCGCAAGCUGCACCGGCAGUCUGACCGGGGCAUCGACGAGCACUACCAGGCAGACCGGAACCAGCUUCAUGUUUCCUCAGGGCACGACCGCAACUACAACAGCCACCGACUCUGCCGCCGCUUCGGUCACCGGCUCCACGCUCUCGGGGGCCUACCCGUUUAUUUACGUACCGACGACCUUCGCUAAUGCCGCCACCUGCUCUUCAUACUACUCGCUCUGCCAAUAUGAAUAUACACAGUGCACUGGACAGCUACUCGGCCGCUACGCGGUGACGGUCGGAGGAGCGGGUGGGGCAGGCGUGACGGUGGAAGCUGUGACGGCGACGUCGCAGGCCACGUCCAUCUGCUCUAGUCUGAGCGCCGAGGCUUGUCACGGCCUCCAGUUGAGCUACUGCGCAACGGCGGCGACCGGCACUGCGCAGAAUGCCAGUGGAAAUGGGGCGCUGCCGGUACGGACAACGAGUCUCCAUGACUUGGUGCUGGGCCUGAUGGUGGGAAUUGCGGGCAUGUUUAUCUGA